Messenger RNA from Zymoseptoria tritici IPO323, 816 nucleotides. It is a transcript of the gene MgCda2, whose product is annotated as putative chitin deacetylase. Gene Ontology annotation, cellular component: membrane. Lineage: Eukaryota; Fungi; Ascomycota; Dothideomycetes; Mycosphaerellales; Mycosphaerellaceae. The annotation marks the transcript as partial. Gene Ontology annotation, molecular function: chitin deacetylase activity. The record is from RefSeq and is a predicted model, not a curated record. Gene Ontology annotation, biological process: carbohydrate metabolic process. The transcript has 2 exons.
GCCAGCGCCAUUCCAACACCGCAAUCCGACUCCCCUUCAGCAUAUCCACCAGGCUGGGCCGUGCCUCCAACCGACAGCGCUGUCGUCCAACAGUACAUUGCUCAGAUCGACUGGAAUUGGGUCCGCAACAACAUCUCACAAACGACUUCCCAAUACUGCGAUCCAGCCACCGAUCCCGAGAGCGUUGCCUUGCAAUGGGAGAACUGCUGGUGGUCUUGCAACCAAUGUCGAUGGGAAUCCGAUGUGUACGUCUGUCCGACCAAGGGAGAGUGGGGUCUGACGUUUGACGACGGCCCAACGGCUGCGACGCCGGAGUUGCUGGAUGAGUUGGCUUCGGAUGGGACGACUGCGACUUUCUUUGUGACUGGCACUCAAAUUCUGCUGUUUCCGGAUACUCUGCGGAGAAUUGCCAACGAGGGUCAUGAGAUUGGCAUCCACACAUGGAGCCACGCCGCCUUGACGACCCUCUCCAGCGACCAAAUUGUCGCCGAGCUAGGCUGGACCCUCACAAUCAUCGCCGACACCCUCGGCUACACCCCAUCCGUCUCUCUCUUCCGUCCACCCUACGGCGACGUCGACAACCGUGUACGAGACAUCGCAGUACAACUGGCUCUGACACCAGCUCUCUGGUCUCACGAUACGAAUGACUGGAAGCUCAACGAGGAUCCGGCUAAUCAGCCAAUGCUGGAGGGCGAGUUGGAUGUGAUUGUGCAGAGUGCUUGGGGUUCGGAGACGGGGAUCGUGACACUACAGCACGAUUCCACAGCUGCGGUGGUGAGGUAUGCGAUCGAUGUGGUGCUGCCGAGAGCGAAAGAA